AUGAAGGGCUACCUGGACCAGCAGGUGCCAUUCACUUUCUCGCAGCAGCCGCCGGACCACGCCGCUCCCGGUUGUCGAGCUCAAACGGGCGCUCGGAGGACACCCGCGGCCCCGGGCCCGCCGCCAGCUCAGGAGUCGGAAGACCUCUUCCAGGAUCUAAACCAGUUCCAGGAGACUUGGCUGACAGAAGCUCAGGUUCCAGACAGUGAUGAGCAAUUUGUGCCUGACUUUCAUUCAGAAAACUUAGCUUUUCAUAGUCCUCCUGCUAAGGUUAAGAGGGAGCCCCAGAGUCCCUCCUCGGACCCCACACUGUCCUGCAGCCAUAAGCAGCCUUUCCAGUACCACAAUGGCAAGCAGUGCCUUUACAUCAGUGCCUAUGAUCAGACCAGACAAGUUGGAAUCAAGUCCCCCAACCCAGGACAUCCACUACAGUCACCACUCCAGCAUUUCCCUAGGCAAGACAGGAGCUUCCUGAGCCCUGCGGGUCCUCCCCACUCCACCUCCAGCUGUGGAUACCUCAUGGAAAACAGCUCUGUCUACCAGCCAGCUGUAGAGAUGUGCCGCUCCUUCCCCUCCUCGCAGGGCAUGGCCCGAGAAGCCCCUGUCGCCUACCAGCGCCAAGUGCCUGAGCCCUGCCUCCAGUACCCCCAGCAGGGCUUCAAGCAGGAGUACCAGGACCCACGGUAUGAGCAGGCGAGCCAGGGGGGCAGCAGCUGUCAGUACCCGGUGGCUGUGGUGGUCAAGCAGGAGCAGGCCGACUAUGCGUAUGACGCAGAUGUUCCUGGCUGUCCUUCCAUGUACAUGAAUGUUGAGGGUUAUCCAAGCCAGUCAAAUACAGAAGGCUCAUUAGGCUACAGCUAUGACAAGCAGAUGUGGUCCUCUGCUGAUGAUGUCUGUGUUGUUCCAGAAAAAUUUGAAGGAGACAUCAAGCAGGAAGCUGGAGGGUUCCGGGAAGGACCACCAUACCAGCGACGAGGAUCGCUCCAGCUCUGGCAAUUCCUUGUGGCUCUACUGGAUGAUCCAACCAAUUCCCACUUCAUUGCCUGGACUGGCAGAGGGAUGGAGUUCAAGCUCAUUGAGCCAGAAGAGGUAGCCAGGCUGUGGGGCAUCCAAAAGAACCGUCCAGCCAUGAACUAUGACAAGCUAAGCCGGUCCCUUCGCUACUAUUAUGAGAAGGGCAUCAUGCAGAAGGUGGCUGGAGAGCGUUACGUGUACAAGUUUGUGUGUGAGCCCGAAGCUCUCUUCUGUCUGGCCUUUCCUGACAAUCAGCGACCAACCCUGAAGGCAGAGUUUGACCGGCAGAUCAGCGAGGAGGACACAGUGCCUCUUUCUCACUUGGAUGAGAACACACCUUACCUGCCACACCUUGGGCGACUACCCCCACAGUUUUACGGCAAAGGCUACAUGUAUUAG
Messenger RNA from Rhea pennata, 1413 nucleotides. RefSeq names its product ETS variant transcription factor 4 (gene ETV4). The record is from RefSeq and is a predicted model, not a curated record. NCBI's taxonomy places the organism in Eukaryota, Metazoa, Chordata, Aves, Rheiformes, Rheidae. Gene Ontology annotation, cellular component: nucleus. The transcript has 12 exons. Gene Ontology annotation, molecular function: DNA-binding transcription factor activity, RNA polymerase II-specific; sequence-specific DNA binding. The coding region runs from base 1 to 1413 and encodes 470 amino acids. Gene Ontology annotation, biological process: cell differentiation; regulation of transcription by RNA polymerase II.